This is a messenger RNA of Dermacentor silvarum, 2190 nucleotides long. Its product is annotated as leukocyte elastase inhibitor. Lineage: Eukaryota; Metazoa; Arthropoda; Arachnida; Ixodida; Ixodidae. The record is from RefSeq and is a predicted model, not a curated record. Gene Ontology annotation, molecular function: serine-type endopeptidase inhibitor activity. The transcript has 7 exons. Bases 356 to 1957 code for a protein of 533 amino acids.
GCGGCCCCCCCCCCCCCCCCCCUCCCUCCGACGAAGCGCCAACUCCUCUCACGUUCCGAGUACGCGAAACCACCCCGGGCUUCCCGCGGGCCUACAGGAAAGGCGGGCACGUCACCGAGAAGUCCAACGCCGAGCAACGCUGACGUAAUGGAACGUCCAGCGCUUUCCAGGGAUGGCGGCGGCGCCAGCAGCCCUGCUCCGGACCAGCAGCUAGAGCAGCCACCGGAACAAAGCGAACGCCGAGAACCACGGGGUCACAAUCCAGCCCAGCCGGCGUCGAGGCAGCAGCAGCAGGCAGCAGCAGCAGCUGCAACAGCAGGAGCGACUGCCUGAGGCUCACCGGGGCUCGCAGUCGAUGCCGGUGCCGCCGCAUCGCGAAGGCCAACAGCAGCAAGACGAGCAACAGGAAGCGCGGCAGAGUCGGAGGGAGAGCAGGUUGGACACGUCCAGCUUCGGUUCCUCAUCUUCGGAGGCCUCCGCCACGGCUACUUAUUCGAGCACCACUUUGCAGUCCCGAACUUCGCCGCCCUCUGCGACUUCCUCGUGCGGCGGCCGCGAGGCGAAGAGGCACGAAAGGAGGAGGUCAAGCCAACGUGACGCGGGUUUGAUAAGGGUCCCCCUCACCUACCGGCCGAUGGGCUGGAGCGGACUGUUCACCAUGAGGAUGUCGCCGUCUCUGCCGUUCUCGCUGGAACCCGAACUUGGCGGCCCGCUGCUCCAGCUGCCCCUGGACAUGUGCAACACCCUGCGACAGGAAAUGGGACAGCAGGGCACCGUCCUGCUUUGUCCCCACCUCGCGGCCUGGAAGCUAAUCAUGAUGUACCACGGCGCAGCCGGCCAGACGAGGCGGCAGCUCGGACGCCUCCUCGGUUUUCCCGAGGUCGAUGCCGACCCGCCAGGGCAAGAUGUCGCCGCCGACACUGCCACGUACUGCGGAGCCAACCGCCCCCAGAGUGCGAUCGUGGAGAUGUUCGGACUGCACGCCUGCCUGCUCUUCAGCAGCGACUUCCACCGGCCACGAACCAAGCUGGGAGCGGCGGGCGCGAUGACCAACUACCUGACGCUCUUCCACGACGCCAGCGUCCGCCUCGCGGCCCGCUACCACAACCCGCUGGCCAUGUUCUCGCCCCAGAUCCACGCCAUGGACUUCGCCACGUGUGCCGACGAGUGCCGCCUCUACAUCGACGGCCUGUUCCGGGCGCUGUCGGACUUCACCUUCGAGAGACCCCUGUUCUCCAGCAGCUGCGUGGGGCCCGACGCGCAGCUCGUGUUCGCCAGCAUGGUGCUGUUCGACUCCAAGCUGCCCGCCCAGUUCCAGCCGUCCCGCGGUUGGUUCCGCAAUGCCUGCGGCAGUGCCAGCGCUGUGCGUACGCUGCGACGCCUGGGGGCCCCGUACCGCACUGCCAGGUGCGACGACAUCGCGGCGACGGUGCUCGAGGUGCCCUACAACUCGCCGCAGCUGGAGUCCAUGGUCGUCUUCCUGCCGGAUUCGCCGUUCGGCGGCCUCGCCUCGCUCGAGCGGAGUCUCUCCAAGGACAAGAUCAUGGACUGCCUGGCACGCCUCGAGCAGCGGGGUCCCGUCGACGUGACUCUGCCCAGGCUGAGACUCCGCUGCGCCACGGAUUUCGCCCGGCUGCUGCCCGCCAUGGGCGCUCGGGACGCGUUCGGAGAGGCGGCAGACUUCUCGAACAUGGUCGCCGUGGAUGAAGGCAGCCGUGGCGCCGGAGCAGGAAGCCUGAAGGUGUCGGCCGUCAAGCACUUCGCCGUCUUCCGCAUCGGUCUGCGCUCGGCAGGAACGAGAACGGCGGCGCAGGCGACUACGCUUCCGCCGAUCGUGGACCGUGCGGACGGACGCAACCUGGAGUUCACGGUCGACCGGCCCUUCCUGUUCCUGGUGCUCGGCAAGGAUCCCAGCAGCGUCUUCUUCCUCGGCUCGGUCACCAAACCGAGCGCCUAGCGGGACGACGUGACCUCCGAGAUUCGCGGCGCGCGGGCGCGUCAUCUCUGAGGCCAGGCGAGGAAGGCUGCUUAUAAACAUGCCUCGCACAGCCCGACGCGUCACGCGCUGCUCAUGAGCAGCGCGUCUUCAUCUUUCCGGCGGCACGACCCGCUUACAUUCUGCGGAACUUUAUUUCGAUUAUGUUUGUAACUUUAACGAAAUAUUACUUGAUUUAUGCGUCAUCGGUUUGC